Molecule: messenger RNA, 1770 nt
Organism: Pseudovirgaria hyperparasitica
Lineage: Eukaryota; Fungi; Ascomycota; Dothideomycetes; Acrospermales; Acrospermaceae
Product: PTR2-domain-containing protein
Exons: 3
Coding region: 1-1770 (589 amino acids)
Biological process (GO): transmembrane transport
Cellular component (GO): membrane
Molecular function (GO): dipeptide transmembrane transporter activity
Source: RefSeq, a predicted model, not a curated record
AUGGAGAGGGGUUCUUCCAUUUCUGACACCGACGAUGAGCUGGACCUAGUUAUUCCUACAGAGGAAGAGCUUCAUACUCUGAAGCGUGUCCCUGGCGUUUUGCCAUGGAUUGCUUUCACCGUCGCCUUCGUCGAGCUCUGCGAACGUUUCUCAUACUAUGGAACUGUCGCCAUCUUCGUCAACUUCAUCCAACGCGACCGACCUGUCAUCGACGGUGUCCUCCAAGUUACCGGUGCCGAUCCCAGGCCUGAUGGACGACCAGGUGCAAUUGGUGCUGGUCAACGUGCUUCUUUCGGUCUUACUACUUUUAACCGGUUCUGGGCUUAUUUCAUGCCUCUGUUUGGUGCUUACAUCGCUGAUACCUACUGGGGUCGCUACAAGACGAUUCACGCAUCCAUAGUCGUCUGUUUCUUCGGUCACUGCAUCAUCAUCAUUUCCGCGAUCCCCAAAGUCCUCGAUCACCCUCAAGGUGCACUCGGAUGCUUUGCUGUCGGGCUUGUGUUCUUUGGUAUCGGUGUCGGCGGCUUCAAAUCGAAUAUCUCUCCCAUGGUUGCGGAGCAGCUAAGAGCUCCUAAGAUUCACGUUCAGACCAACAAAUCUGGUCAGCGCGUCAUUGUUGACCCUGCCCUUACCACUCAGCGCAUGUUCAUGUGGUUUUACCUCUUCAUCAACAUUGGCGCUGUCACUGGCCAAGUUUCCAUGGUUUACGCUGAGCGCUACGUUGGUUUCUGGCUGUCGUUCUUCCUCCCGACCAUCAUGUUGAUGCUCUGCCCUGUCGUUCUCAUCGCCUUCAACAAGAAGUACCACCAUUCGCCACCUACUGGAUCAAUUCUCGGCACGUUCUUCAAGCUCAUCAGCCUUGGCUUCAAGGGCAAAACUUCCAUCAACCCUGCCGUCACGUGGAGAAAUAUGCGCGACCCAGCAUUUUUCGAGGACAUUAAGCCUUCGCGCGUGGCCAACAAGCCAGACUGGAUGGUAUUCGAUGAUGCCUGGGUCGACGAAGUUGCUCGCGCUACCAAAGCAUGCACUGUCUUCCUCUUCUUCCCCAUUUUCUGGCUGGCAUAUAACCAAAUUGAGAGCAAUCUUACUUCGCAAGCCGCGACCAUGGAGCUGCAUGGCGUACCCAACGAUCUACUGAAUAAUCUAAAUCCCAUCGGUAUCAUUAUCAUGAUACCUAUCCUCGACGUGCUAGUCUACCCCUUGAUUCGUAAGGCCGGCUUGAACUUUACACCUCUGAAACGCAUGACCGCCGGCUUCUUCCUUGGCUGCGCUGCCAUGAUCUGGGCCGCCGUCAUUCAGCACUACAUCUACGAGAAGGGCGCUUGUGGCAAAUACAUGAACACAUGCGAGACACCCGAUGGCGACGCCCUACCAGCGCCUAUCAACGUGUGGGCUCAAACCGGCUCGUACAUCCUCGUAGGUCUCGCUGAGAUCAUGGCGUCCAUCACUGGUCUCGAGUAUGCGUACACCAAGGCACCCGUCAACAUGCGCUCGCUCGUUAUGGGCUUCUACCAGAUGACCUCCGCGUUAUCAGCUGCACUAGGCCAGGCAUUUGUCGCACUUUCCGAAGACCCACUGCUUGUGUGGAACUACGGCGCCGUUGCGAUCAUCGCGUUUGUAGGCGGUGUCGCAUUUUGGGUCUUAUUCCGUAAGUACGACCAACAGGAGGACAAGCUCAACUUGAUCAAGGAGUCAGAGUACCGAGGCACAAACAGGCCCGGUCAGGUCGACAGCAGCAAGUUGGAUCAAACGGCCGACGCGAGGGUUUAG